AUGAAUUUAGGCAGCACUGACCCUCACAGCCAACAGCGUCUGCCGCACGGCCGGCUACUUCGACUCUGCUGCGCUUUUAGACCUUGGCCUGCAGCUGGCUCUCGGAGAGGUCACAUCGUCUCUGUCAGACCCGACGUCAGGCCUGCGUUCUCAGGCUUGUUGAGUCUCACUUUUCCGGAUCCUGGAUCUGCUCGUCUGCUUCACUUGCUUUUUUCGUGUGCACCUUUUUGUGCAACCAUUCAUAUGUCUGUCCAAACUGGCCAUUCGAGGCUCUCGGCUUGUACGAAUCUCGGGCUUUUCUAA
Molecule: messenger RNA, 303 nt
Organism: Protopolystoma xenopodis
Lineage: Eukaryota; Metazoa; Platyhelminthes; Monogenea; Polystomatidea; Polystomatidae
Source: the annotation of a GenBank genome assembly